AAAGAAGAAGAAGAGGAGCCGUCAGCUGUAAACUCCCGACCAGCCCACAAGCCACAACAAACAGCAGAGCGGAAACUAGGAAGGAAACCGAGGAGAGGGACAUCUCGCCUGAACAGUAAGGACACUGUUGCUUGAUAAGACGUUUCUAGAGGUUCUGGUUGGUUUUAGGGGUGCUGAGCACUCGCAUCCUUCAGCAACAUGGGGGAACUCUUUAGAAGUGAAGAGAUGACGCUUGCUCAGCUCUUCCUCCAGUCAGAAGCGGCCUACUGUUGUGUCAGCGAACUGGGAGAGAUCGGGAUGGUGCAGUUUCGUGAUCUAAAUCCCGAUGUGAACGUUUUCCAACGGAAAUUUGUCAAUGAAGUACGACGAUGUGAGGAGAUGGAUCGCAAAUUGAGAUUUGUGGAGAAAGAAAUAAAGAAGGCCAACAUCCCCAUAGUUGACACAGGAGAGAACCCUGAAGUCCCAUUCCCAAGGGACAUGAUUGACAUGGAGGCCACAUUUGAGAAGCUUGAGAAUGAGUUGAAGGAAAUAAACACCAACCAAGAAGCCCUAAAGAAGAACUUCUUGGAGCUGACUGAGCUCAAGCACAUCCUGCGUCGCACACAGCAGUUUUUUGAUGAGAUGGAGGAUCCAAGUUUACUGGAGGAGGGCUCCACCCUGUUGGACCCCAAUGAGACAAUCCACAGGGCUCCACUCAGACUGGGAUUUGUGGCUGGAGUCAUUGGCCGGGAACGUAUUCCCACAUUUGAGAGGAUGCUGUGGAGAGUUUGCAGAGGAAACGUGUUCCUGAGGCAGGCAGAAAUUGAAGAUCCUCUGGAGGACCCGUCUACGGGCGAUCAGGUCCACAAGACUGUUUUCAUCAUCUUCUUCCAGGGAGACCAGCUUAAGAAUAGAGUCAAGAAGAUCUGUGAGGGGUUCAGAGCAACCUUGUACCCGUGUCCGGAAACACCCCAGGAGAGGAAAGAGAUGCUGGCAGGAGUGAAUGCACGCAUUGAUGACCUGCAAAUGGUGCUGAACCAGACGGAGGAUCACAGGCAGAGGGUCCUGCAGGCCGCAGCCAAAACGGUCAGAGUGUGGUUCAUCAAGGUGAAGAAGAUGAAGGCCAUCUACCACACCCUCAACCUCUGCAACAUCGAUGUCACUCAGAAGUGCCUGAUCGCUGAGGUGUGGUGUCCCGUCUCCGACAUGGACUCUAUCCAGUUUGCCCUGCGCAGGGGGACGGAGAAGAGCGGCUCCACUGUGCCUUCCAUCCUCAAUCGAAUGCAGUCCAAGCAGACCCCACCCACCUUUAACAAGACCAACAAGUUCACCUCCGGCUUUCAAAACAUUGUGGAUGCUUAUGGGAUUGGCAGCUACCGUGAGAUUAACCCAGCGCCAUACACCAUCAUCACCUUCCCCUUCCUGUUUGCCGUUAUGUUUGGAGACCUGGGCCACGGGGUGCUCAUGACCGCGGCUGCCCUGUACCUUGUGUUGAGAGAGAGCAGGCUGGUUGCCCAGAAGAAUGACAACGAGAUGUUCAGCAUGGUGUUUGCAGGGCGCUACAUCAUCCUGCUGAUGGGAAUCUUCUCCGUCUACACCGGGAUCAUUUACAACGACUGCUUCUCGAAGUCUCUCAACGUGUUCGGCUCAGGCUGGAGCGUCAGGCCCAUGUUCAACCCUCGAGGGGGCAACUGGACGUUUGAGACACUGCAAGGCAAUAAAGUUCUGCAGUUGGACCCGACGAUAGAAGGAGUGUUCAAAGGGCCGUACCCUAUUGGCAUUGAUCCGAUAUGGAACAUUGCCACCAACAAGCUGACCUUCCUGAACUCGUUCAAGAUGAAGAUGUCUGUCAUCCUGGGAGUCAUCCACAUGCUGUUUGGAGUCUCACUCAGUCUUUUCAACCACCUGUAUUUCAAGAAGUCGCUGAAUAUCUACCUGGGAUUCAUCCCGGAGAUCGUCUUCAUGGCCAGUCUGUUCGGCUAUCUAGUCAUUCUGAUCUUCUAUAAGUGGGUCUCGUACGACGCACGCAUAUCCAAGGACGCUCCCAGUCUCCUCAUCGCCUUUAUUAACAUGUUCCUGUUCAACUACAAUGACCCCAGUAACCAACCCCUCUACAGAGGACAGAUGGCCAUACAAACCCUCUUGGUGAUAAUCGCAUUGGCUUGUGUUCCCUGUAUGUUAAUAGUAAAAACUCUGGUUCUGCGGAGACAGUAUUUGUGGAGGAAAAACCUGGGAACAGAGAACUUCGGAGGUAUCCGGGUGGGCAACGGGCCCACUGAGGACGAGGCUGAAAUCAUCCAGCAUGACCAGCUCUCGCAGCACUCGGAGGAGGAGCCUGAGCGUUGCCUUUUGUCACCUGCUGUCAAGGCCUGCCAGGAGGAAGAGUUUAACUUCGGGGAUGUGGCUGUGCAUCAGGCCAUCCACACCAUAGAGUACUGCCUGGGCUGCAUCUCCAACACGGCGUCUUAUCUGAGGCUCUGGGCCCUCAGUCUGGCUCAUGCACAGUUGGCCGAGGUGCUGUGGACCAUGGUGAUGCACAUUGGCCUCUCCAGCAGAAGCUUCGCAGGUGGCGUCCUUCUGGCCAUGGUCUUUUACUUCUUUGCUAUUCUCACAGUCGCCAUUCUUCUCAUCAUGGAGGGCUUGUCCGCCUUCUUGCAUGCACUGCGACUGCACUGGGUGGAGUUCCAAAACAAGUUUUACUCAGGCCAGGGCUUCAAGUUCCUGCCCUUCACCUUCGAAAGCAUCCUGGAAGGGAGGGCUGAGGACUGAGAUCUGAGGACCACGACUCUUCUAUUAAUGUCACUCAUCUCUUGAGAAUCUGUGUGGUGUUGAAUAGUGAUUAUUUCUUUGUGUGCGUGAUGCACUUUCCAUGAGUGACACUCCGAAAGCUCUUUCAGACUGCCGUUUGUUUUAGGCUACUCAUCACUUUUUAGAAUCGGUAAACAUCUACUCAGAAAUUACUAUUCGUUACAUCCAUUCCUCAGAAAAUAGCAUCUGUAAUCUGUUGUGUGUCUUGUCUUAGUGAAGUCUGCUUUGUUGUACAUGUCUUAAGUUUAAUAUUAUUUAUGUAUGUAAUACGUCCUUUAUAAAUCCUGCAUCUUCCCGUAGGUUAGGUGUUUUGUGCAAAUGUCUUGACUGAUGUUUAUUCAGAGUAAAGUGACAGAAGUGUUUACUUGUCUUUCAUCUCCACAUGUUGUGUCAAGGCAUUGUUCUGCACAGAGCAUCUCACUGGUUUAAUUAAAAAAAACACACACACACACACUUUACACUGCAGACGCCUCUACCACACUGUGCACUGACCUCACACGCAGAGCUUUAAAGGGAAACAUUUUGACUUGCAUCAGGAGUCAAUCAGUGCAGAAUAUGGAGAUGAAGAGACUGUAACCCUGCAUUUUGAGCUUGCAUUACUGAAAUACCCUUCGUGUUGAGGGAUCUGUUCUCCAUCGACCCAAACAAAGUCAAUAAAGGGGAAUCUAAAGGUGA
Messenger RNA from Eleginops maclovinus (Patagonian blennie), 3462 nucleotides. It is a transcript of the gene atp6v0a1a, whose product is annotated as ATPase H+ transporting V0 subunit a1a. The transcript is spliced from 22 exons. Lineage: Eukaryota; Metazoa; Chordata; Actinopteri; Perciformes; Eleginopidae. Bases 199 to 2748 code for a protein of 849 amino acids. Gene Ontology annotation, molecular function: ATPase binding; proton-transporting ATPase activity, rotational mechanism. Gene Ontology annotation, biological process: proton transmembrane transport; vacuolar acidification. Gene Ontology annotation, cellular component: vacuolar proton-transporting V-type ATPase, V0 domain; plasma membrane; vacuolar proton-transporting V-type ATPase complex. The record is from RefSeq and is a predicted model, not a curated record.